Messenger RNA from Phalacrocorax carbo (great cormorant), 577 nucleotides. The record is from RefSeq and is a predicted model, not a curated record. NCBI's taxonomy places the organism in Eukaryota, Metazoa, Chordata, Aves, Suliformes, Phalacrocoracidae.
GGCGCAUGCGCGAAAUCGGGCUGCGUAGUCACGGUGCUGUGCCGUAUAUUCUGUCCUUCUGCUACUAGGGCUUAGGCCGUGCUGCUCCUUUGCCAGCUUCGUCAUGGCUGACCUGCGCUUGAGGCAGAUCAAGAUCAAGACCGGCGUCGUGAGGCGAUUGGCAAAAGAAAAAGUUAUGUAUGAAAAAGAAGCAAAACAGCAAGAGGAAAAGAUUGAAAAAAUGAAAGCUGAAGCAUGUGAUGAUUAUGGAAUUAAGAAGCAGAUUGAGAUCUUACAAGAGUCACGAAUGAUGAUUCCAGACUGCCAGCGCAGAUUAGAAGUUGCACACGCAGAUCUUACUCAACUACUAGAAAAUGAAAAAGAAUUGGAAGAAGCCGAAGAGUAUAAAGAAGCACGUUCCAUACUAGAAUCAGUGAAGCUGGAAGCCUAGAAGUUUUUCAGUACUCUCUUUAUAUGCAUUAGCACUGGGUCCAUUCCACACUUUCAUUUGACUAUGGCUCUAUUACUGUUGUUGGCUUGAUAAGGUUUAUGCAAACUGGCCUUUCUCAAGAUGCAUCAAAUAAAGGAUGUUCUGAAA